UACCCCGACGCACCUGUCUGGACUCACCGGGCCGCCACAACACCCAUGAUGAUCUGGACCGCCGCUCUCCUCACGACUGUCCUUUCACUCGCUCGUCCAGAUGACUACUGUUACGAUGAGCCGGACUGUGAUCCUUACGCGUGGGGAGACACAUUCCCAUCUUGUCACCCUUUACUUGGAGUGCAUCACUCUCCCAUCAACCUGGACGACCAGAUGAUCAGGAACGAGUCUCUGGGACCUUUGCAUCUGGAGGGCUUCGACGCGAUCCAGACGGGCCACUGGACGCUUCAGAACGACGGACACUCUGUCCUGCUGCAUGUUGGCAGUGGCAUGUCGGUGAGCGGCGGAGGUCUUCCAGAUGUGUACCACACCAUCCAGCUGCACUUCCACUGGGGAGGCCCGGCCACCAACGGCUCCGAGCACACGGUGGACAGGCGCAGAUACCCGAUGGAGGUGCACAUCGUCAGCAUGAAGUCCAUCCAUCCCAACGUGACGGCAGCCUUGGAAGAUCCAACUGGACUCGCCGUUCUUGGGUUCUUUAUUGAUGUCGUUUAUGCAGACAAUGUGCACUUCGGACACAUAUCACAAAAGCUGUCGUCUGUCGCUUACAAAGGCCAGACUGCUAAAGUGAAGCCAUUCCCGCUGAUGAGCCUCCUGCCGAAGCACAACAUGAGUCAGUAUUACCGUUAUUACGGCAGCCUCACCACUCCUCCGUGUUCUCAGGCGGUCGUAUGGACCCUCUACGAAGUCCCUAUCUACAUCUCGUGGUCCCAACUGGCUCAGUUUACCUCACAGAUCUUCUCCACAGAGGAGGAUGCUGAGCAGGUGACCCCCCUGCAGAACAACUUCAGACACAUCCACCCCACCUUCAGUCGCAUCGUGUCCGUGUCCAAAGAUGCCAAACUGCUCACAGGGACGGCCGGUCGUCCCCUCAGGUCCGCGCUGUCGGCACAUCUGCUUCCAAUCAUCUUACUGGGAAGCUUUGUCUCCAGACUUUAGCGGAUAUGUGAUGAAUUUGUGUUUCUCGAUGACGCGUUUUUUUAAUCUAAUUUGAAUUUUUACUUCCGUAGAAAUGUUUCAGCAAAGACUAAAUGUAAAAACAAGCUGUGAAGAAGAGUACUGUAAAACACUCAACUGUUACUAAAUGUCUCAUGAUUGUGACCUGCCGUCGUCUCUGCGGGACUAACUCCAUUUUUGUGAAUCAAAUCAUGAUAAAAAAUGUCUCCUUCCCUAACAGUUUAAAAUCAUGUGCAUUGAGCGAUGGUGCCAUUAAAAUGUGCGUGUAUGAAUUUAUGACUCACAUCUUGUUCUUGUUAAGCUACAGUCCUAAUAUAUUUUCACUCUGCUUUAGGUCAGGUAUGUUUGCAACUCCACAAAUAUUACAAUUUAAGAGUUAUAAUAGUGAGACUAACAAUCGGCGUCAUUUUGUCUAAUUCGUAUGUUAGGAACAAGACUGA
This is a messenger RNA of Acanthopagrus latus (yellowfin seabream), 1457 nucleotides long. RefSeq names its product carbonic anhydrase 15 (gene car15). Gene Ontology annotation, cellular component: plasma membrane. Lineage: Eukaryota; Metazoa; Chordata; Actinopteri; Spariformes; Sparidae. The record is from RefSeq and is a predicted model, not a curated record. Gene Ontology annotation, molecular function: carbonate dehydratase activity; zinc ion binding. The coding region runs from base 46 to 999 and encodes 317 amino acids. The transcript has 8 exons.